GCCCGCGUUGUCUUCCGUCUGCUGCCGUCGUCGUCGACUGUUUCAUGGCUGACGUGUUCCGCAGGCUGCCGCUGCUGCUCCUCGUUGUCCUGUUGCUGCUCCUCGUGGUCCUCUUCCGCGUGUGCAUCCUUGGGAACGUGCCGCCGCGUCGAUGCAAAAGAAGGUCUUCGAUGACGGACGCCAAGACGGAGGCAAGGCAGGCGAUCCCCCGGUCCGGAGGGGAGCAGGUCGGAGGGAGGCGGUGCGGGGGGAGCCUGUCGACAGUUGGUAGGGCCUCCCAGCGGGUUGGGUAUGAGGCAUUGCCACCGCACUUGCAACCACUCCCCGGCUCAUCAGAAAAGGAGGAGGAGGUGGAGAGACGGCCACAAACCGUGUCGUUGGGUAGCGGAUCAACGCAGGAGUGGGCAGCCACAGAGCUGUGCGGGACGGGCGGCAUCGUGUACGACCAGUCAUUCAUUGAACUCCUUCGGCCUGGCCUUAGCGAAGACGAAGGAGAUGGCCGCGUCAACCUGUCGUUUGGUUUGUCCACCGGGCGGUCUACAACUCCAUCGCGGACAGUGCUCGUGCGACCCCAUCCCGGCGACGAAGGCGGGCAAUUGACAGUCGUCGAUCGAUCAGCGAGGACGAGGGCGUUGGCGAGUGAAACGACGGGAGCAAACCGAAACUCGUCGACGCCCCAACCACGGGCGGCCUCUCUGUCCAAGGGCGCCCUGGGUCGGCUGGAGUGGAUGCAGUUGCCGUCUCCCCUGUCUGCGGCAUCUGAAGUGGCACGAGGGCAUGGCGUCAGCGUCGACGGCGGGACCAACUUCUUGGAUGUUGGUGAUGGUCGCGACGGGAGGGAGGUGUGGAAGGACCUGCGCCGGGAUCAACGGCUGCGGCGAGAGGAAUGCAUCACAUGGGGUAAGAGGUGUGCAAUGCUUGCGCAGCGAUGGAGAGUGCAAGCCGUGAGAGGGCUUACGGGGGAGAAAGGGUUUGUGGCAUCGUUGAUGACUGCGUCCGGGGCAGGAGGCCAUGAGCGUGCGGGGUUAGUUUCACUCAUGUGGGAGCGAUUGUCGGUCAAGUGUUUUGUUGUCCUGCUGAACAGUUUGCGACGUCCUUCUUUCAUUUUCAUUCGUUUGUAUCGUAUUUAGUUUUCUCAAAUUUUAUUUUCGUGAACUUGUUUCCUUCACUGGAUUUCGUCAUGCCACUGUUCACAUGUGGCAUGCGGAGUAAAAGGUGCAAUGCUUGCGCAGCGAAUAUCCUUAUGGAUGAUGUUUUUUUUGUCUUCCCAUCGAUGCGUGGUCUUCUGUUUUCGUUCGAUCCAUCACUUGUUUUUGGUAAAACGCAUGCAUGGUGGGUUCGGUUUCUUCUCUCAUUGAGUGCUGAAUGUAUGUGCCAACAAAGUUAUGCAUCAUGGUUCGUGCGUAUGAAACAUCCAAUCAUUUAUUUCGUCUUCCAUUCCAUCAUAAAAAGAAAAACUUAAUCGAACGUCUGUGGGGAGUCAGAACGGUUAACAAACAGGUAACGCAAAG
Messenger RNA from Chara braunii, 1511 nucleotides. NCBI's taxonomy places the organism in Eukaryota, Viridiplantae, Streptophyta, Charophyceae, Charales, Characeae. The record is from the annotation of a GenBank genome assembly.